GUUCCCUCGACGCCAUGCCGCUGCUCAAGCCUCCGAGUGGUGAUGAGCAAGGACCCACGCAAUUUCUUGGCAGUUUGAGAUGUAGCAGUAAACAUUUUUACUAGAGAGAUGUUGCGGGUGAAUAUAUGUAAGCGCCCUUUCUCCAGCCGCAUAUACACUAGCACCCUUUCUAUCAAAUUGUUUGAGGUAUUGUGCACACAUUGUCGUGGUCUUCGAGUGCAGCCUAUGGCACAGGGUCCUGCAGGAGUGAUGCCGCCCUUCCCGUCUCUGUCCGCAGUUUUGAUUGAUCUCAGUGGGACUCUUCACAUUGAAGAUACUGUCGUGCCUGGAGCAGUUGAAGCCCUUAAAAGACUACGUGAGGUCAUUCCAUGUGUGAAAUUUGUGACAAAUACAACGAAGGAAUCAAAGAGGGUUCUGUUUGAGAGAUUGAUACAACUUGGGUUCAGCAUUGAUCAAUCUGAAAUCUUCACCUCACUCACAGCAGCACGUUCCUUGGUGGAAAGGAAAGAGCUAAGGCCUCACUUGAUGUUGGAACCAGAAGCAUUGGAAGAUUUUCAGGGAAUCCCAACUGAUAAUCCAAAUGCUCUUGUUGUUGGACUUGCACCUUCAUUGUUCAGUUAUGAACCCCUUAAUCAAGCAUUCAGGUUGCUUCUGCAUGGUGGGACAUUAAUUGGAAUUCACAAGGCACGAUAUUACAAGAGGAAAGAUGGACUAGCUCUUGGACCAGGUCCAUUUGUGACAGCAUUAGAAUAUGCAACUGGGGUGACUGCAGAGGUGGUUGGAAAGCCUGAGUCAUCAUUCUUCCUAUCUGCAUUGAAGGAGCUUGAUGUGAAACCUGAGAAUGCAAUUAUGAUUGGAGAUGAUGUGAAGGAUGAUGUGUUGGGAGCACAGAAGGCAGGACUCAUUGGUGCAUUGGUGAAAACCGGAAAGUACCGCCAUGGUGACGUGGACAGAUUUGGAGAGAAGCCCAACUAUGUUUUUGAAGACUUCCCUCAGGCAGUAGAAUUCAUCAUGCUGAAUAUGAGUAACACACAGCCUUCAUGAUGAAGUAAUGAAGAGGGAGUGGAUCUGGUCCUAAUUGAUGUCCGUUUAAGUCAGUUCCCAGC
This is a messenger RNA of Darwinula stevensoni, 1106 nucleotides long. Lineage: Eukaryota; Metazoa; Arthropoda; Ostracoda; Podocopida; Darwinulidae. The record is from the annotation of a GenBank genome assembly.